CAUACUUGUAAAAUAUAAUUUUUCGUUCGUUAUUCGGUAAAUUUGUCGAUCUCGUGAUUGUGAAAUUGAUAGGCAGUUUGUGAUUUUCGAGUAAAAUACUGGAUCAGAGAUAUACCGAUAAUGGAAGAGUUGGUGGGAACAACAGCUGGUGAACGUAUACGACCACCGGGUAACGAUCGACUGGCCUCGGACCUCCUGGAGAAACUUUACGGCCUGAAGACAACGCGCGUGACCGAAUUGAACGCGUACGAUGACAGAAACUACCAUGUGGUUUGCGAGAACCUGUCGGUGAAUGGUGAGGCGAGCACCAUCAGCGAGCACGGUUACGUGCUGAAGAUCGUAAACUCUUUGGAUUCCCGAAAGGGUGAGGUUAUCGAGGCGCAGACCGAGAUGUUGAUCUUUUUAAACGAACGGAAUAUCAGCUGUCCCGUACCGGUAAAAAACGUGAACGGGGCGUAUCACUCGUUGGAGAAGUUGGAGGUUGACGGUUUGACGGGCAGGUAUGUCGUGAGACUGCUCGUCUAUCGUCCAGGCGAGCUUCUGCAUCGCGUGCCUAUCACCGGUGAACUGCUACGAAACGUGGGCAGUUUCACCGCAAACCUGGACCACGUUCUCACAGGCUUCUCUCAUCCCGCGUACGACGACCAUAACACGUUAUGGAUGUUGAGUUCCGUGCCGAGGCUGCGUCAGUUCACCUAUGCCGUGAACAACGCGCUCGAGAGGAGGUUGGCGAACCAAGUGAUAGAAAGGUUCGAGCAGGAUGUUUUGCGGGUGACGUCGCAACUCGAGCAAGGCAUCAUCCACGGUGACCUGAACGAGCAGAACAUCGUGAUGAGCUCGAAUGGCAGGGACAUAGCCGCGGUGAUCGAUUUCGGUGAUGCACAUCGAACGUGUCUGAUUUUUGAGCUGGCUAUCGCUCUCUGUUACAUGAUUAUGCAGUCUGGCGACCUGGCGAUGGGCAAACAUGUAAUCGAGGGCUACCGAGUCGUCAGGAAGCCGACGGACUUGGAGAAGAGCAUCCUGAAGGUCACUGUAUGCGCGAGAAUCUGCCAGAGUCUCGUUAUGGGAGCUUAUUCUCAUAUUCGUGAUCCGCAGAACGAGUACCUGCUGGUUACUCAGAAAUCUGGAUGGAGUUUAUUGAAGAAACUUUGGCCCCUUGAUCGGGAUCAAGUGCUACGUAUUUGGGGUUUGUCGGAUUGAAGGAGGUAUAACAAACACCUCCAAUUUAGGCGAAUAUCAAAUGGUUCUUUAAGGUUACAUCUUCCUUGGUUAAUCAUGAGAAAAUAACUAAA
This is a messenger RNA of Colletes gigas, 1292 nucleotides long. Its product is annotated as hydroxylysine kinase. NCBI's taxonomy places the organism in Eukaryota, Metazoa, Arthropoda, Insecta, Hymenoptera, Colletidae. Bases 121 to 1200 code for a protein of 359 amino acids. The record is from RefSeq and is a predicted model, not a curated record. The transcript is spliced from 2 exons. Gene Ontology annotation, molecular function: amino acid kinase activity.